Molecule: messenger RNA, 930 nt
Organism: Prunus armeniaca (apricot)
Lineage: Eukaryota; Viridiplantae; Streptophyta; Magnoliopsida; Rosales; Rosaceae
Source: the annotation of a GenBank genome assembly
AUGGCUGAAUCAGGUUCAACUCAGGAGCAGACAGAAUUUUUUAUCUUAAACAGCCAAAAGGUACCGAAGCUUUCUGGUGAAGAAUCUGUUUGGUCCCUGUCAUCUGUGACUUCAUUGACAGACAAUUAUAAGUCACUCCCAAAAGGUUUUACUUUUACUGAAGUAAAUGAGAAAAACAGUUCGAAAUCCAAAAGGAAAGUAAUUAACUGGCCACCUAUUGAUUGGAAAACUACACCAGGUUUUGGUUGUACUGAUGCAAAUCUUUCCAAGACACAGGCACCAGUUGCACAUUCUGUUUCAGUUGACAUUAAUUGGACCAUUGAAGAUGAUUCAGCAAUGACAUCUGCAGCUUUAGUUUUGCCAGGCUCUGAUGAUCUGCAAGAACAUUCUGGUUAUGCUUGCAAUGAGACUGGAAAUGGAAUGCAUACUGAAUUUGAUCCUAUUAAUGUAGGUUUUGUUUCUGACUCUCCUGAUUUGGGUUCAUUUCCUAAUUUUAGCAAGAGAGACCAGCCUAGAUAUGGUACAUCCAGUGGAAGAGAUGCAAUGCUAACCGGGAGACUGGGUGAGCUUGUUGCUUUCAAAUACUUGAUUUCAAAAGCUGGAAAGUCAGUUGUGAAGUGGGUUAAUGAAUGCAAUGAAACUGGGCUUCCCUAUGACAUAGUUGUAGGGGAGAAGGAAGACAGUACAGAGUUCAUUGAAGUUAAAGCAACCCAGUCUCCUAGAAAGGACUGGUUCCACAUAUCAAUGAGAGAGUGGCAAUUUGCCGUAGAUAAAGGUGAAGCCUUCAGCAUUUUGCAUGUCAUUUUAUUGGGUAAUAAUGCUGCAAAGGUCUCAGUAUACAAGAAUCCUGUACAAUUGUGCAUGCUGGGGAAGCUGAAGUUGCAUCUUAUGAUGCCUAAGCAACAGAACGAAUUAUUCCUUUUGUCCUGA